AUGAAGGAUUCAAAGAAAAAAAAUAUAUACAUCCGAAACGGAAUUAUCUAUCGUAAUGACGAAGCUAUUCAUGCCAAAGAAGUAUCAAAGGCUGAAAAGCAAGUAGAUGACUUAAAGACAGCACUUGAAAAUAUUGCAGUUGAUUCCGGUGGUCCUAGUGAUCCUAAUGGUUCUAAUAACAAUAAUAACAAUAAUAAUAAGGAUAGUAAAGAUAAUAAAGAUACUAAAGAUAAUAAAGAUAAGGAUGAUGACGGUGUUGUCGACAUUGAUUUAGAACCAUUUUCUGCUUGUAACAGUAAAAAAUAUGGACUUAAAAAUCUUGCGGAUGGAGGUUGUGACCAUAAAACUAUAGGUGAAAUGCCCAUUUUAUCGGAUAAAGACGAAAAAAAUAAAAUGGAAAUUGCUUCAGCCAAAGUCGCUGAUAUGACUACUUGCGGAAAUGUAUUAGGAAACAAGAAAAAAGUUAAUAUCAAACAUGAUAAUUUUAAUCCAUUUAAUAUUAAUCUGCCCAAAAUUGGAAUGACGCUUCUCAAUACAGAUAACAGUAGAAAUGUUAUCGGGAUCAAUAAUGAUGUGGAAAUUAAUGACAAAAAUAAAAGCAUUGUUAAUGCCUCAUUUGGAAAUUCUAAUGUUACUGCAAUCAAUCAGGUUGCCCACGAUAAUGUAAUCGGUUCCGGUAACACAGUAUAUAGUAAGCGUCUAAACAUGAAUUUGAUCAACUGCAAUGUAGCAAACAGUAAUUUAACAGGCUUGGAUUUGAGUUCUCGCAGAAAUGUAAUUGGAGAUUUUAACAAAGUAAUCGACCUUGAAGCAAGUUUAACCGGAAUUAAUAUAAAUCGUGAUAAUACCAAUAUAGUAGGUGCUAGUGUAAAUUAUAAAGAGAACGUGGUGGGUGAUAAAAAUUUGGCUAUUUCUGGACGCGCAAAAGCAACACUUGUCAACUAUGAAGAGAAUAAUUAUAAUGAAAUAGGCUUUGGAGAGAAUUCCAAGAGCCUUAAUAUCUCGAAAAAAAAUAUAGGUCAAAAUCUCAAAGUGGACGGUAAAUUAGAAUUUACUGGAAUUAACAUUCAAAGAAAAAAUGUCCAUAUUGAUAUGAAUAAGGAUGAUAAAAUAAAGGUUGGUGGGGAUGUUACCUUGGUCAGUAACCAAGAAAACAACGUAGUUAUGAAUAGAGGUGAAUCGGGUUUUAGCUUUAAAGCGGUCGGGACUGGUACGAGCAGGGGAAAUGUAGUUAUAAGCGAACCAUCAUUUGGUGUUGAUUUUGUUGUUAGUGGACAGAAAUCUGUUGGUAACGUAAGUUUAGGCACACGUCUACAGAUUGGUAUUGGGACUUCCCUUGAUCUUAGAUUACCAUUUGGAGGAAGUUCAAGUGGCGGAAGUAACGAUGACAAAGGUAGUAAUAAUGGAGGCGGUAAAAAUGAUAACAAAGGCGGUAAUAAUGACAGUAGCGAUAAUGAUAACAAGGGCAAUAGUGAGAAUAAUAACCAGAGUAAUAACAAGAAUGAUAGCAAUAACAUGGAUAAAGCUGGAGGUAAAGGUGAUAAAAGUUGUGGUAGUAAUAAUAGCAGUGAUGAUAAUGAUAACAGGGGCGAUAAUAAUAAGGGCGACAGUGAGAGUGAUAGCAAAGGUGGUAAUAAGGGCGAUAGCGAGAGUGACAACAAAGGUGAUAAUAAGGGCAAUAGCGAGAGUGAUAACAAAAGUAGUAAUAAGAGAAAUAACAAGAGUGAUAACAAGAAUGAUAGCGAGAAUAAUAACCAAAGUAACAAGAAUUAUAACAACAACAUGGAUAAAGCUGGAGGUAAAAGUGAUAAAAGUUGUGGUAGCGAUGAUAAUAGAAAUAACGAUUGCAACACGAAUGGAGACAAUAGAACAAAUAGUGGUGAACAUGGUAACGAUAACAUGAACAAUGGUGUAAAUAAAGAUGAAGAUAAUAAAGAUUCAUCUCCUGCGAACUAUUUCAUCUUAAUCAACGAGAAUCCUCUAUCCUUUAAUAACAGUGACGAAAGUUAUUCGUUCAGUUCUAAUCAAGAUUCUGCACUGGGAUCCCAAAAUGAUAAUAUUUAUGAAAAUAACCAAAACAACUACGACGAUUUUAACACAUACCAACUACCCACGAAUGGUUUUAUUAUCCCCUUUGCUAAUGGUGAUGAAAGUUACUCAUUCAGCUCUAAUCAAGAUUCUGCACUCGCAUCUCAAAAUAAUAAUAUUAAUGGAAAUAACCAGAACGACUGCAAUGAUUUUAAAACAUAUCAACCUCCUGCCAAUGAUUUUAUUGUCUUAACCAAUGAUCAUGAUCAAACUGCUUCUGAUAACUAUUUUUCUUUUGCUGAACCUUCAUUACAAAACGAUAGUAUUUAUCAAAGCAAUACCAACUAUAGCUAUAAUUCUUACUCUAUUAUGGAUGGCGUUACUACAUCUUCAUUUGGUUCGAGUGAAAGUCCCGCACAGAAUGCACAGAAUGAUAUUUUUAUUAAUAUUAGUAAUAAUAACCUUAGAUUUCAGGCAGAUAGUAAUAUUGAAAGGAAUAGUGAUUACGUUAUUAGUAACGGUGUAAGCGAAAUUAAUCAUUUUAACACAGAAAAUAAAUCCCAUUCAUCCACCACUUCUGGUAUCGGCACUGAAAAUAAAUCUCCUUUAUCCACCACACCCGUCUUGGCAGACACAAUUCACAAAAAUCCACAUUUAGCCUCAGCUCUACAGACUGCACUAUCCAAUACUACAUCUACACCAGAUGAUAAUUCAAAUCCCUCAAAUAAUUCUAUUACAGAUAUUGAAACCUCUAUUAAAAAUAGUAUUUAUCGUCAUGCUGAAACCAUUGCAAAGCAUAAGAAGCAAGACCAGAAAGAUGAUAGUAAUUCAUCCGGUUUAUCUGGCUCUAGUGAGUCUACACGUGCCAAAGGUGCUAAAAAAGAUGAUAGUAAAGCCCAAGAUAAACGCUCUGCCAAUAAAGAACAAUCUCAGAAAAAUGAAAAGGAUGAUAAAAAAGAUGAAGAUAGUGACGAAGAAGAAGAUAAACCUAAAGAACCAUGUAAAAAUCACCCUUCAAGUGUUCGUUGUUUUCGUUGUUUGUCAAGUGCAAAAGGAAGAAAAGUUAAAAAAAUGAGAGGAAAUGUGUUUGGUUUUGCUAAUUGA
This is a messenger RNA of Dentiscutata erythropus, 3132 nucleotides long. Lineage: Eukaryota; Fungi; Glomeromycota; Glomeromycetes; Diversisporales; Gigasporaceae. The record is from the annotation of a GenBank genome assembly.